Messenger RNA from Chelmon rostratus (copperband butterflyfish), 6331 nucleotides. Its product is annotated as beta-2 adrenergic receptor-like. Gene Ontology annotation, molecular function: norepinephrine binding; beta2-adrenergic receptor activity. The coding region runs from base 232 to 1731 and encodes 499 amino acids. The transcript has 4 exons. Gene Ontology annotation, biological process: adenylate cyclase-activating adrenergic receptor signaling pathway; negative regulation of smooth muscle contraction; norepinephrine-epinephrine-mediated vasodilation involved in regulation of systemic arterial blood pressure. NCBI's taxonomy places the organism in Eukaryota, Metazoa, Chordata, Actinopteri, Chaetodontiformes, Chaetodontidae. The record is from RefSeq and is a predicted model, not a curated record. Gene Ontology annotation, cellular component: membrane.
UUGAGGGCUGAAAGAGUGUGUUUAUACAUGAGUGUGCACUGGAAAGAGAGAGCGAGGCAGAGUGUGCGUAUCACACACAAAACCAGACAUUCAUAACUCAGCAGAGGAAGCAGAAGGGACACCAAAAAGCUGCUGACAAACACAUUAUAAUGAUCCUUUGUGCUGGGGACGUAGAAGCGUCUGGAUUAUCAAAUCACUGGACUGUAAAGCAGAGUGCAGAGCCUGGAGAUCAUGGAACAUGCGAGUGCUGUCUCAGCACUGGCUAACCAAUCAGAGCACAACAACUCCUCCCUGGUUUCUGAUUGGUCAGCGAGGUCUUCGGAGUACAGUGACGCAGAGCUCGUGCUGCUGGGUGUUGCAAUGGCUAUUCUGGUUCUUGCCAUAGUUUUUGGUAACGUGCUGGUGAUCACAGCCAUCCUGCGGUUCCAGCGGCUUCAAACAGUCACCAACCUCUUCAUUGCUUCACUGUCUAUUGCUGACCUCAUCAUGGGUUUGGUUGUGGUCCCUUUUGGCUCCAGCUACAUCCUGGUGGGAACGUGGCAGUUUGGAAACUUCAUGUGUGAAUUCUGGACAGCAGCUGACGUGCUGUGUGUGACAGCCAGUAUAGAAACCCUGUGUGUGAUUGCUCUGGACCGCUAUCUCGCCAUCACCUCGCCACUCCGCUACCCAACGCUACUCACCAGGGGCCGGGCCGUUGCAGUGGUCCUCGGGGUUUGGGCAGUGGCCUCCCUCAUCUCCUUCCUGCCCAUCCAUUUAAAGCUGUGGGUGUCAAGUGAUAAGGAAGCUCUGCGGUGCUUGGCCGACGAGUACUGCUGCGAUUUCAACACCAAUGCGGCGUACGCGGUGUCAUCCUCAAUUGUGUCGUUCUACCUGCCGCUGGUGGUGAUGAUUUUCGUGUACAGCCGGGUCUUCCAAGAGGCUCAGAAACAGCUGGAGAAGAUCAGGGGGAGGGAGAGGCACUUUCAUAACUUGCAUUACACUGCACAGCUGACUUAUCCCAAUGAUAGCCCUGCUAUGAAUACACUCACGGCAGGAACUGAGGUGGGAGAACAAGCAGCGGAGGACAGUCUAAACAUGCAGAAAACAGGAGGUACAGACGCUGGUCAGGAGGAGAAGUUAGGAGAGAACAGAGCAAGGACAGAAAAGGGGGAGGGAAAAUACUCUGCCACAAAGCGUCUCAAGUUUUGUCUUAAGGAGCACAAGGCUGUGAAAACUUUGGGGAUCAUCAUGGGAACCUUCACAUUGUGUUGGCUACCUUUCUUCAUCCUCAACAUCCUCAUGACCUUCCUCAAGUUGGGUGACAUUAAGCUGCUUUUCAGACUCCUCAACUGGCUUGGAUACUCCAACUCAGCGUUCAACCCGCUCAUCUACUGCCGCAGCCCCGACUUCAGGCACGCCUUUCAGGAGAUACUCUGUCUGAGGGGCAAACGGGGGAGCUGGCGAGGGAGGAGAGGAUGGUGCUGGUGCAGGGAGAGAGAUUGUUACUCCAAGUCCAAAGGUAGGAUGAAUGGGAACUCGGACCUGAAUGGUGUUAGGGGGCUGGCCGUGCAGCAGAGGUCAGGGUGGACGGGCAGUUUGGAGAGCUCCAUUCGAGACAGCUCACUAACUCUGGCGCCUCCGCCUUCCUGCUCUGACGAGGUUUUAGAGGUCGCUCCUGGUUCCCAGACAAACUGGCAGGCUAACAGUUCUGCUAACGGAAGCUGUAAGGAAAAUCUGGCUUCUAUUGCUUGACCAGUUAGGAUAUUAGACUUUACAUUGUGUGUGCAUAGCCGUGCAGUAAACAUCCGUUUGGUGAAGCUCAAGAUAUUUGCGUUUGGUUUGAAUUGACUCAACUUUUUUGAGGCUGUUGCUUGCAGAUAAUAUUGUGUCAUUGUGUUUCGGUUACUGAAAUUUUGCUUGUGAUCACUUUGCCUUUGCUGCUGCAGUUUUCUUAACAACACUGUAAACCACAAAGGCACUACACAAGUAAACCAUGUCACCAGUAUACGUCAGCCAGACUUAAAAUCUUUUGAAAUGAACUGUAAGUGUGUCACUCCCGACAACACGAUGCAGAAGUGCUAAAACAGCUAAAAUUAAUGCCAAUCAGACAACAAGCAGUAGCAAAGUGAAACCAAACAUUGUGAGCUUCACCAAACUGGGACCUACGACAGGACUAUUAUUGGAAGAUGCAUAACAGAAGGGUGAUGUGAUAAUGGACUGCAUAUGAAUUACUUGCAACAGAAAUAUAGGAAAUACCGGCUUUAAUGACUGCUCGAUGAUCAAAAUAUCACGCAUGCUCAUGCAUUCCAAAUGCUCCUUUGCUGAAAGCAGUCAAAUAGGAAAACAUUUGCUCAUAAGUGCAGAACAUUCAGACAUAUGUGGUAAGGUUGCUGGUUCAAAUAACGGCUACACGUGGACUCAGUGGAUACUCUUGGAUAAGGUCAUUAUGUAAAAAAUAUUGUAGCAGCGACUGCUUCACCAAUGCUAGAAGAUUCAGAAUGUAUCUACUGGACUGCAGUUGUCAGCGGUUGUGAAUGUGUAGCAGCAAAUUGCACAAAAUGAGUAUUUUAGAAUUGGAACAGGAAGGAUUAAAGCAGUUUGGUGUUUUAAUCAUUGUGUGUUCAUGAAACAGACCCUGACUGAUCAGUUUAGAUGACUAAGAUUCACAAAAGGAAAUGUUCCUCUAUGUUUGCUCAAAGCCCCUGAAAACCUCUCUAUAAUAUAAAACAUUCAUGACAAAAUAAGCAACAGUCAAAGGACUGUGUGGGUGUCUGACUGACGGCGACGGUAACAACCCGCCAGCUGUCAUCAGAUUCUGAAUCAACAUCGAUAAACUCUGAUCGGUGCAUGGAAGUGAUGUCACAUUUUCCUAACUGAGACCAGCCCACUUCAAACCAGCGAGGAAAGUGCAGAGGAAAAAGACACUUACAUAGAAAUGUCUUAUGUAAAAUAACCGGUGGAAAAAGGUAAGUUUUCAGGCUCUUUAAGAUGAAUUUUCAUGAACAUUUAGAUAUAAUCUUGCCGAGGAAACACUUAAUUUUCUCCGUAAACUUGCAAAGCAGGAAUUUGGCACCACAUUUGCAGUGCUAAUAACCUUGUCUGCUGGCAACAAAAGCAUAAGCCGGAUAAAACCUCCGUGACGCGGGGUUAAAAAAAAAAAAUACAUUUGUUCGCCCUGUGGCUAAAAGUCUUAUAUGAAACAAUAGGUUUCAUAACAAUAACAAUAAUAAUAAUGAUAAUAAUAACCUCCCCAGAUUAUCAACAGUCUGCCUGUUUUUCAUUCCUUCCUGAUAAACCUCAUAGCUGGUCCAAAAUCAUUUACUGGUGUGUAUUUGUAGAUCAGAUAAACAUCUGAGGCCCAAACUUGUGACUAUAACUGCUCCUUCUUUCCCCGUGUUUGCUUUCUUUCAUCACAUAUUCGCUGGAACAAGCCCCCCCCCCAUCCAAACAUCGGCAUCUACCCACUCGUCUUUUAUCCUGCCUGCUUUAACUCUGUUACAGUAAGAACAUUGUAAUCUGUCUGGCUGCACUGGGGAGGUCAUUUUCAUGCUGUGGGAUGUAUUUCCAUAACAUUGUCUGUUAACAUCCACUGUAAAAGCAACAUCACGUACACAUAUUUUAACUUUUUGGGAAAUCAUUAUUCAGAAACUUGGUUGAAGGGAAAGUGUGUUUGGAUAAGUUGUUGUGAUAAUGAUAAAGUAGCCAUAUACAGUUUAUCUAUGGAGAAAAGUGGACAGAUUACAUUUUGAAAAUCAUCUCCCCAGCCACGCUUUUAUAUGUGCAGGUAAAUUAUUACCUGAACAAGGUAUUCAGGGGAUUGUGUACUGUAAAUAUGAUCUGCACGUGUGUGUGUGCGUCUGUAAGUUUUGUGUACUUGUGAUUAUUAGCUGCUUGUGCAUUUCAAAGCUUGAAACGUGCCAUUGAUCAUUUGUAAUUCACUGUAAUGUGUAAAGUUGCAAAAUACUGUAGUUUUGGUUUUUACUUUAAAUUUUGUGUCAUGUUUGUUAACCCAUAUGGACUUUGGAUCACACAGUUUAAAGCAACAUUAUGUUACUGUUUUACCUUAAAAUAACAGCUUCAAAAGCAUUUGGCACAAUGAUUUUUGAUCGGGAGAACCUCUCUCAUGCCCACUUUGUGCUCCAAGCACCUGUUGUUGCCAACAUUGUUGCACUAUGUAACUUUGGUUGUCAGGUACGAUCUCUUGUGAGAUGUGCAGAAUGCUUUAUAGCAGUACGUCGCGCAACUGAUAUCAUGGAACCCAUUGGUUAUCAUCUGAUGAUGUUUUAGCCUCUGGGGGCAUCGUCAAUGUUUCAGGGCUUCCGGUUUAGCUGUGACAUUUUGGCUGAUCUCUAUAAACAGAUACAUGUGUCUAAAUGCAUAUAUAGUUUUUUUAAAAAGUCUAGUAAAAAGCAAAGUCUUCUUCAGAUGUUAGCCAAUGGGUUGAGAGUUUGCAUUUCUGCCAGUGUGUUGCAGAAAGUUGCUCACCUCAGUUUGUCUGCAUGCAAAAAAAGCCCGCUCAAACACGAUUCUGUGAUGGGCACUGGAACCAGGCAAGUGGGCACCAGAACCAAGCUCUGAAGCCUCUACGGAAAUCAUAGCAGAGGCGAAAAGACAGAAGAAGACAGCUGGCAGAGGAAGCUAAGAAGAGAAGAAGGGAGAGUGACCAAGCAAAAGCAAGAGGAAAUAUUCACAAAAUCAUAGGCUCCAUGACAAACGCCAAGCUCGCCUUCCUGCUGUUGGACUACUUAGUAACAUCAGCUGGAUUGCUACGUCUUGUGUUUUUGGACUUGCCUGAUGUUUGGCUGUGUUAGCAAAGCUGCUGGCUUGUUAGUUUUUGAUCAUAAGUAAUGCAAUCAUAACAAAUGCACGUACAGCUGUCCAUAGUUAUGACAGUGAUGUGUGAGUGAAUUGCACGAAGAAACCUUAAGAGCAGCAAAUCCCCCUAAAAUACCAAUUCUUGCAUAAUGUUGCUUUAAGCAGCACUGAAACUGCACUCUGUCAUUUUAUAUCAUAUCUGUGCGUCUAGCUUGGGAUACUGAGACGAACCUGCAUCGUCGCUGAAAAUAAAGCGUAGUUUCAGUGUGGCCGAACGCCAGAGGAACGGGUUCUGUUUUCUACCUCCACCAGACUCAUGAAUGUCAUCUCUUUUCUGUAAAUAUUUAUUCUCACGCUGUUGUAUGCUUUUGUGAGUAAAAGAACGAAGUUUAAAACUGCCUUGUUUGAAUGUGCUGCUUGUGUCUGUGGGUGGAUGGGCGUGCGAGCACAGGGGACAGGCUGUCAGAAAGAGGGAGAAAGAUAAUAGAAAAGAGGAAGAUGCGCUUAAUAAAACAAGGGUGGAAUUAGCUUAAUGUUAGCUUGUGGUAGCCCACUACUCUCAGCUUGCCUUCUAACAAACGAUGUGGGAGGAAUUUGAGGUUAUUUGGGCAAACAAGCAUUCUCAUUUAGCUGAUGAUGUAAUUUAUUGUCAAAGUUGUGCUCUUUCUGACAAGUACAAGUAAAUCCAGAAGGUUUUGAUGCCUCUUGCAGAAGUUUUUCUUGUGAAAACAGUGCAUACACAGUUUAUUAGACUGGGUGUUAAUCUAAUCCUUCAUUUAAACACUGCCAACUACAGCAUUGUUAAGUUUUCAUCUUAGCACUGGCUCUUGCCGACAACCCACAUUGGAAAUAGUGAUUUGCCGGGUAGCCAGUUGGCCUAAAAAAAAUCAGCCUGACAGACAACGAGCUGCAUGCUGUUGACCAAGCGGAGCAAUCAUCAAAAAAAUCCAACUUCAAAGCCACUCAAAGUUUCUCACAAAGCAUAUAAGGAAUGUCCAUAACUCUGGCAAUUUUGCCAAACUUUGCCUCAAAAGGCUCUUUGUCGACACGUCGAAAUGUGAGUCUCCACACACUACAACCUUUUGAAGUGAGCCCACGAGACAGAGGCUUUCUGUGCUUAGUUAGUCAGCCAAGUUAGUCAUGAAGACUUCUGUUUGCAUUAAAGUUAAAGUGUGUGUGUGUGUGUGUGUGAGGCAUGACACACAGUGACAGGUGCGAGUGGUCACAGCAGCUACAGUAUCAGCUGCUGCAGAGGAAAUACAAUCAGCUUUACUGCUUCAAUACACACAGACACACACACACACACAGCUUUACAGUUUGACAUGAAAACACACUGUGUGUGUGUAUGUAUAUGUAUAUGUAUCUGUGUGUGUGAAUAUGACUUGUUUCCAUGGAACAAGUUUCCAGUUUGGGUAUGCUCAGGUAAAUGUACUUAACAUACAUGCCUUUUUGUCAUGUCUGCUAUAUGUUAGCUGUAUCUAUUAGUGUCUUGGUUACUGCCUUUUUUUUCCAUUCGUGUUUGUUUUCAGUAUUAAAA